AUGCCUGAUACGCGAAUAUGGACCCGUGUUUACCAGUGCGUCAUGUGCCAUUCACGACGCGAUCUCCAGAAUCUUUUCUCUCAACUCACCCAACUCUUCCUCGUUCCACGAACGUCGACCCAGCGUCACGAUAGCCCGACAGUAACGGAAAAGUUCGCGACCUACUUCGCUAUCACGACCAUGAAAGAAGAAGAUAUCCUCGCGCGCCAAUCCCGUCCGCAGAAACAUUCUACCUGGGUUCCCAAAAGCCGCGACUGGCGUUAUGCGACCGGUGUUUUCCAACACGAUGAUAACGAAACCGCGCCCAACGAUCGGUCGGCGUGGGACGACAUGGACUACGACUAUCAGGUCGCCGAUCCGGGAAAGAGCAGGAGUCGGAGUGGCAGUGGGCAGAGCUAUGGCGACAUCAAAGCGGUCGAUGUAAGCGCCCCGGUGUCGGCAACUCCAAAAAGCGCAAAGAAGAGAGCCCUCUCGGAUAUCCCGAAAGCCACCGUAAAGAUCCGAGCAUUCAAGAGGAAGUCAAAGUCAAAGGCUGCAAAGAAGAACGUAUGGAUGUCAGUAGCAAGGCGCCAACGGAUCAGCCAUGACGAUGUAGAGGGCGCAGAGCCAGACUACCGGACCUAUAGCUUGACCGUCAGGUUGCGCUUCUCAGGCAGGCUCAUCAUAGAGGAUGCGCUUCCGGCUGUAUCAACACCAGGCCCUAUGCAUCUCCAACAAAUACCAGACACACCUGCGAACUUCAGCAUACCCUUCGAUCCUCAUACCCCCGCCACAGCUCGCACCGCGGUCUCACUCUACACACCGCACAUGUCGCAUUCGGGCGAAUCCGUACACACAUAUCCGCCCUUCCAGCGUCCGUGGGUAGACGAAACGAAGGACUUCAACAUGCGGGCAGUCCGCGGCGUUCUACAAAAGACCGGGUUCGUAGGAAAGGACCUCGGAGUGCAUUAUACAUGGUACAACGACGCAGUUCCCGUAGACGCUCUGCUACCCCCUGGAGUACCUCUAUCCGCCAAAGAAGUCAUGGCCUACUACCCCCACCACGUCCGGUGGAAAAGCAUGAUGGUCCGACUAGCGAACAACGACUAUCGCGGUGCGGAUAUCGUUGGUAUGCAGGCAUUCUUCCGUGGCCCCCCAACAACGGACAUCACAGCCGCAGUCAUGAACCAGUUCCAACGCGACUCCGUCGAGAAGAUCAUCGAGAGCUUCAAGACCGACACUAUUAACGGAAAUCAUGAUGCAAACUUACAUACCGACCACCUGAAGCCAGGUAGAUACAUCGCGGACAGACGCAGCGGCUACGUCAUGCCGACGUUUGGUGAUCUCUUGGGUGGUCUGAACCAUCUACCGUCUGGUCUUGAUGCGCGUGGCCUGACAGAGUGCCUGAGCUGGUAUCUCCAUGUCCGGGACUCUUUCACACCGAGGCUAGAGUUGAACGUCCUGCAUACCCAAGCUUUGAUUCGCGCGCUUCGCAUACCGCUCAAGCGGUAUGGACCGCAGAAUCUAGAUUGCAAUGCGCUCAAAGAGUGGAAAGAGAAGGGGAGGUAUGAGGAGCGGAAGGUGUACUACGAGCCAGCUAGACCUACUUCUACAGAACCAGGGGAUACCGCGCAGAAGAGGUCGCGACUGCACAUGAACCUAGACAACCACGAAGUCAAACUCGACUACCAACUCCAGCUCCGUCACGUCCUCACAACCCCUUUCCUCGCUCUACACAGGGCCAUGGGCGAGGCGCUCAAACUGGGUAUCGAGAAAGCCGAGAACCGGAUGACUGAGCGGGUGAGCGCUGAGGGGAAAGAGAUGUUGGAAGCUAAGUGGGCUGCGAGAGUAGCCGAGAACGCGGAAUCAGAAGAACAGGUACAGAAUGUGGAAGCGCAGCAACUACAAGCGAUGAUGCAGAAGCCCGAACCGUUGUUCAAGUAG
Molecule: messenger RNA, 1923 nt
Organism: Alternaria infectoria
Lineage: Eukaryota; Fungi; Ascomycota; Dothideomycetes; Pleosporales; Pleosporaceae
Exons: 2
Coding region: 1-1923 (640 amino acids)
Source: RefSeq, a predicted model, not a curated record